AUGAGUAGGAGGCACCGUCGAUCUAAAGUAACACGUGUGGUGAAUUUGGUGAAGAAAAUAAUAGCUUUCUUCUUUUCCCAUAUUGGGUUAUGUGCUUUGGUUGUGGGGUAUGCUCUCUUAGGGGCCGUUAUUUUCCAGGCGGUUGAAGGCCCUCAUGAAGAGCAGAUUCAGUCUGAAGUUACCUCUGCACGCGAACGAGCAGUAACUGUUGUUUGGAACACGACAUUCCGAGUUAACCGCUUAGAUGAGACACAAUGGAAAAACGCUGUUUAUGUUGAGGUGAAAAAAUUUCAAAAAAUUUGUAUGUCUGCUAUUCGUCGUGGAUAUGAUGGGAAAGAAUUUAAGCAAGCGGCGCAGUGGACAUUCACAGGAGCUUUUUUAUACUCUUUGACAGUCAUAACAACCAUCGGAUAUGGUAACACAGCUGCCAAAACAUAUAUUGGAAAAACAUUAACAAUGUUAUAUGCAAUCAUAGGAAUUCCUCUUAUGCUGCUAUUCUUAACUAAUAUCGGAGAUGUCAUGGCAAAGAUUUUCAGAUUCAUGUUUGCGCAAUCAAUCAGACUAAAAUACCGUUUGAUUCUAUGGCAUAAGAAGAGAAAAGCUGCUAAAAUUCGUAGAGCAAACUCUUUGGUUUCACGACUGACUCGCGGACAUCGAGUGAAAGCGGACAGUUCUAUAGAUUCAUUAGGAGGACCAGAUGUGGAAGAUCUGUUAACUGCUCGCGUUGAAAUGGAACAAUUAGAAGUUCGUGAAACUGCACAAGCUCAGCUGGACAAGAUAACAGUGCCUCUCUCUCUAGUUGUCUUCACUAUGUUGGCCUAUUUAAGUGCAGGAACAAUCCUCUUCAAAAUCUGGGAAGGAUGGACUUUUCUUGAAAGCUUCUACUUCUGUUAUAUAUCUUUGACAACAAUAGGGUUUGGAGAUCGUUUCCCGGGCGCCUCUGUCGGAAAUGACAAAGAUUCUCAAGAAAAACUGGUUAUCACAAGUGUGUAUCUCUUGUUUGGCAUGGCGCUUUUGGCUAUGUGUUUCAAUCUGGCACAGGAACAGGUUCAAAACAAGACGAGAUGGAUUGCUGAUAAAUUCCGGUCGAAAGAAGACGAUGAGGAUUGA
Messenger RNA from Auanema sp. JU1783, 1110 nucleotides. Lineage: Eukaryota; Metazoa; Nematoda; Chromadorea; Rhabditida; Rhabditidae. The record is from the annotation of a GenBank genome assembly.